CUACUCUAACACAGUGACUUGUACAUCACUCAUUUUCCCUUAACAACAUGUGAUGCUGGAAAGGCAGUAAAUCGAAUCAAUUGGUCCACACAUCGUACCACCCAGCUUCUAUAUAUCAGCAAGUUGUGCACUCCGCAGGCAAGGAGGAAAAAACCAUAAUAGAGUUCUAAAGUUCCGACAAUAUUUCAUGGCAAACAAAUCCGGCAGCUUACAUGUUGUCAUGUUCCCAUGGUUAGCCUUCGGCCAUUUCAUCCCUUUUCUAGAGCUCUCCAAGUUCAUAGCUCAAAAGGGUCACAGAGUUAGCUUCAUUUCCACCCCCAAAAACAUGGAUCGCCUCCCUAAACUCCCACCGAAUUUAGCAUCUUCUAUUACUUUCGUAAAAAUCCCACUUCCCCCAGUUGAUGGGCUACCAGAAAAUGUGGAGGCCACGGUAGACCUCGGCGGUCUUGAUGUUGCCUUUCUCAAGAAAGCCUAUGAUGGCCUGGAGCCCGAUUUGACUCGUUUCUUGGAAGACUCAGCUCCGGACUGGAUUAUUUACGACUUUGCUCCAUACUGGUUACCUCCCAUUGCGGCUAAGCUUAAUAUAGCGAGAUCGUUCUUCUCUAUUGUUAGCGCCUCAACUGUGGUAUUCUUUGGACCCUCUUUUGAUGCAAUGAUCAACGGUACUGAUCCCAGAAGUAAGGUGGAGGAUUAUAUAGUUCCGCCGAAGUGGAUCCCAUUUGAGAGUAAAGUGGCUUAUAAGCUGUACGAGAGUAAAUGGGUUGUGGGAGCUAGUAAUCUAGAUGGCUCGGGUGCAUCGGAUAUGUAUCGGGUUGGAUCGGUUAUAAAGGGUGCAGACGUCGUUUUAGUGAGACAUUGCCGCGAGUUUGAAGGCCAGUGGUUAAAUUUGCUUGAAAAUUUGCAACAACGGCCUGUGAUGCCGCUGGGAUUGAUGCCGCCCAAGGUGGAAAAAAGCGGCCUUGAAAGCAACGAGUCAUGGAUUGCAAUCAAGAAAUGGUUGGAUGGUCAAGGUAAAGGCUCGGUGGUUUAUGUGGCGUUUGGGAGCGAGGUGUCAAUGAGUCAACUGGAACUCGGUGAGUUAGCCCUCGGGCUGGAGUUAUCCGGGGUGCCAUUUUUCUGGGCUCUAAGGAAUCCAUCUGGGCUGCCAGAGGGGUUCGAGGAUAGAGUCGAGGGAAGGGGUAUUGUUUGGAAGAAUUGGGCACCUCAGCUUAACAUACUGAGUCAUGACUCAGUGGGUGGGUUCCUGACUCACUGCGGGUGGAGUUCGAGUAUAGAAGGACUCAUGCUUGGUCAUCCACUCAUCAUGCUGCCGUUCGUCAUCGAUACAGGGUUGGUUGCUCGGAUUCUGGAGGAAAAACAGGUGGGCAUAGAAAUACCAAGAAAUCCGGUAGAUGGAUCGUACACGAGAGACUCAGUGGCCAAAUCGGUGAGGUUGAUCAUGGAAGAAGAUGAAGGAAAAUUCUACAGGGACAAAGCUAAAGAAAUUAGCGCAGUAUUUGGAGAUCGAGAGCUGCAUGACGGCUACGUACAGAGGUUCGUAGAUUACUUGGAAAAGAACGUACGCAAAUCCACAUGAGAAGAAUUAGUACUAUCUUGUAAAAUUUGGCACUAGUAUUAUUGUACAAUAAUCAGUGCACUAGUAUCCAUUGUGCAAUUUAAUUUUUCUGGUUGCAUUCUUAA
Molecule: messenger RNA, 1680 nt
Organism: Coffea eugenioides
Lineage: Eukaryota; Viridiplantae; Streptophyta; Magnoliopsida; Gentianales; Rubiaceae
Product: putative UDP-rhamnose:rhamnosyltransferase 1
Exons: 1
Coding region: 188-1576 (462 amino acids)
Molecular function (GO): UDP-glycosyltransferase activity
Source: RefSeq, a predicted model, not a curated record